CUAUGGAGCAAUGUGAGGGCGGACUAGCAGAGUGUAUGAGGCAGCGGCUGAUACUCGCCUUUGCAAGCAGCCUGUAGAGCAUGCGCACUGAGCGUAGGGGGUGAUAAUAACAGGGCUUUACAGAUAACAAUGGCGUCCUCCAAGCGCAUGGCAGAUCUUGGAUAUAAGAUGUUUUCUGGAACCAUGAUGCUGCUGACCCUGUAUGGCGGGUACCUGUGCAGUAUUCGGGCGUAUCGCUACUUCAAGAGACAAGAGCAGCUGCAAGCGGCAGCGGAGAACCAGACAGAAGCCAUCCUUAAGGACUGACCUCAGGACUGUCCACAGGAGACACUGCCUUCCUUGAGGUUAUUCUCCAUCCACAUCACCUGCCAACAACCUGUGGAGCUGCGUUCACAUUACUGGGCUGUUAUUUAAAUUUAUUUUUCUUACAUUAAUUUUUUAUUUCUCUUCAAUUAAAUGUCAUAUCUGUUCUAUUCAGACUCCAAUUUCAGCUAAACAGGAGAUUCUUCAUGAAUUCAAUAGGAUUGUACUUUUUAUUGCACAUUCUUCUUUUUUUAUUUUAUGAGAAUAAUUCUGGCCUUUAUGAAAAUGCCUUGAUAAACGAUUUAGAAAUUUGCACAGCUAAAGUCUAGUGCAAGAUAGUCCCAUGCAGAAGUACAUGUGGCCCCUACACUUUGGCCCUCUGUAGGGCUGGAUACACAUCCAUUAGGAGCCUCGGCAGAAAAGGACACAUUACUGCUUCAUGCAGAGUGGUGGAGACAUGAUUAUAGUCAGGGGGAUCCGUUGGUGACCGUUGUAUUUGGCGUUUCUUUUUUUUUCCCUUUCAGUUCCUACUCCAGGACGGUAUGUGCAUAGUACAAUCUGGAGAUAGGCUAAAGACCUAUGAUUGAGCAUGCCGUUUACGUGAUUGUUACUCUUGUGGUGCUGUAGAUUUCAAGGUUAUACAGAGCAGAUAUGGUAGUAUGAGGAGAAGCAGGGCUGGGAAGAUGAACUCACUCUUGCAUGGAGUUGGUAGAAAUAUACUGAUUCCAACUCUCUUCAAA
Molecule: messenger RNA, 1043 nt
Organism: Bufo bufo (common toad)
Lineage: Eukaryota; Metazoa; Chordata; Amphibia; Anura; Bufonidae
Product: cytochrome c oxidase assembly protein COX14 homolog
Exons: 2
Coding region: 130-306 (58 amino acids)
Source: RefSeq, a predicted model, not a curated record